Molecule: messenger RNA, 786 nt
Organism: Aspergillus terreus NIH2624
Lineage: Eukaryota; Fungi; Ascomycota; Eurotiomycetes; Eurotiales; Aspergillaceae
Exons: 3
Coding region: 1-786 (261 amino acids)
Biological process (GO): vacuolar proton-transporting V-type ATPase complex assembly
Cellular component (GO): Vma12-Vma22 assembly complex; extrinsic component of endoplasmic reticulum membrane
Source: RefSeq, a predicted model, not a curated record
AUGCCACAAAUCCCUACUCCUCCAGCCUCUCGUCAUGGGUCGAUAUCCCCUGAACCCGAGCACAAACAAGCUCCGACGGCCGACUUGACGCAGACGCUGGACGACCUGUUGGAACGGUAUCUCCAUCUGCUUGAUAAGCACCAGAAGUUACAGUCCCAAAUGGCCUCCUGUUUGUCUUCAGGGUUCAUGGCGCUCGCACAAGCCAACUAUGCCUGUCCUCCAGGGCGACGAUACGGCGAAGAUUACUAUGACGAUCGCAUGAAAGCAACAAGACGGAUGAUUGAAAGGACCAUACAAACCCGAUGCGCCGCAACCAACAAUCUGUCGGCGAAAGAUACAGAUCAAUCCGACAAGUCGGCCACAUUCCAGUACACAUUCAAAAUCGAAUCCGCCAAAACCGAGGAAUCAGAAGAAGACCCAAAGAAUGACGGACCGCCGUCUCCUGAGAGCAGUGAUCCCUCGGACGGUCAGCCAGCUUCAGAAGACGCUACGAAGCCUUUGAACGCCCCAGACUCCCCAGAGCCCUCCGGUCCAGAUGAAGCAAGCAAGACAGGAUUAGAAUCUACUACUACGUCCAAGUCAAAAUCGAAGUCCAAAACGAAACCUCGCUCUUCCGAUCCCCUUCGGUGGUAUGGAAUACUGGUCCCGCCAACCCUUCGCAGUGCGCAAAAUUCCUUUACAGCCGCUGUAGAGGGUCAUCUAUCAGAACUUGCAAGUGUUACGACUGAGAUGCAGUCAGCAGAGAGGGAGAUCGCGCAAGUACGAGAGGAACUCGGUCAGGCCUAG